Messenger RNA from Varanus komodoensis (Komodo dragon), 3177 nucleotides. RefSeq names its product E3 ubiquitin/ISG15 ligase TRIM25-like. The transcript has 7 exons. Lineage: Eukaryota; Metazoa; Chordata; Lepidosauria; Squamata; Varanidae. The record is from RefSeq and is a predicted model, not a curated record. Gene Ontology annotation, molecular function: zinc ion binding; protein binding. The coding region runs from base 1009 to 2694 and encodes 561 amino acids.
UCACACAUGAGGCAUUCAAGAUGCAACUGGACAGCUAUCUGAGAGGGAUGGUUCAGUUUGGAGUCGUGGAUUGAGCAACAGGUUGAACCUGAUGACCUUCCUGGUUCCAAGUCUGCCAUUCUAUGAUACGAUGAAUCUCUUGAGCUUUAUCAAAAUUUUCAAGCAGAACAGCAAAAAGGAGGCAAAGUGUAUUGGUUUAUACUAUCCAUUUUGCUGAAACAGGUUUAAAAACUAAGAGUACAGAUGCUGAUUAAUUGUGAGUGAAUCUACCACAUCUUAGAUUAAACAAGUUGGAAUUGUCAUGUCUAGUACAAUCCUAGUAUAGUAGUAAAGCAUAGGGAAAACUAGUAGUAGCUUGCUGUCCAAAAGAAACAAUCACUGCAGGCCUUUGAAAAGUGAAUGCUUAUCAGAGAAGAUCCAAAAAUACCUUGGUACAUACCAAGCAGAUGUCAGUUGUGUGAGUGAGUGGCCAUCAGAAACUGAUCCUCUAAAAACAGCUUUCUGUGUGAAUUUAUCCAUACCAAAUUAAAAUGAUGGGCAGAAACAUUGCCCUGAAGCUCUCUGGCUUCAUGUGGGUUUCCACAUUUCACUCCAUGCCACUUCUCUGAGGUGCCUAUAAUUUGCUUCUCCUUGUAAGGAUGCUGCAGAAUGGAUCUUUAGCAGUUUUACCUGCAUCUGCCUAGUAAUGACAUCAUAACCAGAGUGCUUAUCACCCCCCAUCCUUUCCAGCUUGAACUGUGAUGUCAGCUAGCAAACGCAAACCCCACAAAAGGAGCAGGAACUGAAGGGAAGCUGUCGUUUUGGGCCAAGAGAAACAAGACUUGUAAACCUCAUUCCUAGAGCUGGGGGGCAGAGCUUAUCUGGGAGCAGAACUGUUAUAUGUGGCUUCUUUUGCCACAUGAUUCUCAGUGUCGCUCAGCUAAACAGGUGACAGCCCUACUUCUAACCCUUCCACGAGCUUUACAAAGCUAUGUGCAUUGGCUGAAUCCAAGCCAAAACUAAGCUGUUAUGAUGAAAAAGGCUGGCUUCCUUUUCCUUGAAGACAAUAUUGUGUGUCCAAUAUGCCUUGAGGUAUUCAGAGAGCCUGUCACCACAGCCUGUGGGCACAACUUCUGUAUGGACUGUUUGCAGGAUUACUGGGACCACCAAGCCCUGACUGGGGAAUGCCCCUACUGCCCUCAAUGCCGCGAGCCCUUCAGUUCACGGCCUCAUCUCCGCAAAAACAUAACUCUGGGAGAAAUUGCCCUGCGGUUCGCCCGAGCGGAGGCUCAGGAGUCACAGAAACUAGCAGGGUCGAGGGACGUCCCUUGCGACUUCUGUUCACCCAUGAAGUUGAAGGCUGUCAAGUCCUGCCUGCAGUGCAUGGCUGCCUUGUGUGACAACCACAUCAGGUCCCACUAUGAAGACAGGACCUUCAAGAACCAUCAGCUGAUAGCGCCCCUUGCUGACCUGAAGGCCAACAUGUGCCUGAAGCAUCGAAGACUGCUGGAGCUGUUCUGCAAAAUGGAAGGCAAGUUCAUUUGCCAAAUUUGCCUCCGGGAGGAACAUAAGAACCAUGAAGCAGUCUCUCUAAAGGAGGACAGAAAAAAGAAAGAAGUGGAGGUGAAGAGGAUACAUGCCAAUGUAGAGAAUCAGAUCUUGAUGCUGGCAGCAGACAGUCAGAAACACCGGGGGAGAGUGAACUACCUCACGAAAGUGGUGAAGUCUGCCAGGGAUGAAGUGAAUCGGGCCUUUGCUGAGGUGAUGAAAGAACUCAAGCGACUGCAGACCAAGGUGAUGGACUUCAUAGACCAAGAGGAAAGAUCAGCCUUAGUUGAAAUGGGGCAUUCCAUUCAGCACAGGCAAGAGCAAAUGGCUGAUCUCAGGAAGCAGAACCUGUGGCUGGCAACUCUUGUGGGUGACCCAAGCGACCAUCAGUUCCUGCAGGACUUCCCAAAGAUAAAAAUAAUGUCCGGUUGUAUGGAAGCUUUGGUUGGUCUGAAAUGUGAGGAACCGACCAGUUUCGUUGGUCUUAAACAGAUCCUGACUGACUUGAAAUCCCAGAUAUCCAUGAUUGGACUCUGCUUCAUCAACAAGGUCCUUCAGAAAGGGAUCACAAUGGUACCCUAUGAAGUGAUACCAGCACCCACAGAUCGGAAGAAUCUCCUAAAAUCAGCUUAUUGUGUCCUGAAUUUCGAUGCCAGCACUGCCAAUGAAGAGCUCUUCCUGUUUGAAGAGACCCACUCCGUGCUGAACUUGGGGAUCCUCUUGGAGAACUACUCAAAACCCAGCCAAGGCUUCAAUCACUGGCCGCAGCUCUUGUGCAGCCGCAGCCUCUGUGAGGGCUGCCAUUACUGGGAGGCCGAGAUCGCGAAUGCGUGGCUUUCCUUAGGAGUCACCUACAACUACAGGCAUAGGACCGAGAAAACAUGCAUGCUGCACCUGAUUGGCAGGAAUGGCAAUUCGUGGUGCCUGGAGUGGGACUCGGUGAAGUUCUCCGUCUGGCAUGACAACGUCCAGACUGUGGUGCAAGGCGACUUCUACAAAACCAUUGGGGUCUUGCUGGAUUAUGCUGCAGGCUCCUUGACGUUCUAUGGUGUCACCAGCACCAUGAAUCUCAUCUACCGCUUCCUAACCACCUUCACCGAGCCACUAUACCCAGCUGCCAUGGUGAGCAGUGGGGCUUCCAUUACUUUGAAACAGCACCCGGAGUAGAGGGAAACAUGCAUACAGAACCCCCAGCUCCCACCACUUAAACGCCAAGGCUGAUAAAAUUAACUUUUAUCUCAUUCCUGCCUGAACAGAAUUCUGUAUUCAUUUUUUAGACUUGCAGUGCUGCAGUCAGAAGCAAACAACGCCCCUUAACUGUGCGGGUUUACAGUGGCGCUUUUAAAGGUGCUUGGUGGUGUGGGCAUCUUUGCACUACCAAUUUAGCUUCUCCCAAGAAUCUAGAAUCCCUGUAAAUGGUAAUUCGAUGAGGAGGGGCACGGCUGUUGGGAAUUAUUUUGUUAGAAGUUGGUGGCUCUUCUGACGGUGCUAUGAUUCUUGGAGCUCUCCAGGGAAAGAGAAAUUAUUCUUAAACAACUUUAAGUCUGUAGAUUAGAUGUUUGUGCACAUGCCCAUGUGCUGAGUUUUUUUUUUUUAAAGACAGGUACUAUACUUCAAGCCUGUCUAUAAAUCCCACUGUUCCCUUUUAAA